UGGAUAAUGGAGUAGUGAUUAGUGGCAGGAAUUUCAGCAAUGCCAUAAUUAGAGCACUAAAAAUAGUGAUGUUCUCGUUAGUCUUUUCUGUUUGUCAUUCUUUCCGAUGCAUACUAUACAGUGUCAGUUAAAAGUCCGUGUCAAAUGGGAUAUUUUUUUUAUUAGAGACAGGACAGGAUACAAUUAGCACAUGCACUUUCAUAAACCAUUGGUUAGGCAACCAGUAAUAUUGAUUGGUCAUUUGGAAAUGGAAACUGUCAACCUAUGCUGUCAACUGUCAAUCCUAGUAUUUUUCCAGUUUUGAAGGAUUGUUUUGAUUUAGUUAAUUCGUGGUUUAUUCCUGAAUAUAUUUAUAUCAAAGUGCUUUAAGACACAUUUAAGUGUGAUAAAUAGUGUUACAAUGAACAUGGUCUCGGCCGGGUAUAUUCCUGGCGAUCCUAGAUUGAUCGAACAAAUUGUAUAUGAAUUAAAAUCACAAGGUAUUUUUGAUCAGUUUCGAAAGGAGUGUAUUGCUGAUGUAGACACAAAGCCUGCUUAUCAGAAUUUGAGGCAAAGGGUUGAAGGAAGUGUUAAUAACUUUUUAAUGAAGCAAAAGUUUAGUGGAAAUAUGAACAAAAAUCAGAUACGAGAACAACUACGCAAGAAUAUUUCUGAAUCGGGAUUUUUAGAGACUGGUGUUGAACGUAUAGUAGAUCAAGUAGUUAACCCAAAAAUUAAUACUGUUUUCCUACCGAAAGUAGAGGAUGUUGUGUAUAGAUAUCUUGGACUGGAAAUUCCAAAUCGUGAUUCUAGAAAGGAGGAACUAAAAGUCGAUGUUACUGACUUAUUACCUAACGAUUUGGAAGCAGUUUCACCAGAGUCUGUUCACGAUCAAUCCCUUAAUGUCUCUUCCGAUAAUAAGCAAGUAAAUACCGAAUUGAAUGAGAAUUCAUUAAAUAGCUCAAAUACGAAAACUGAAGAGGAUGAAAGUCCAGCUUUUGAGCUUUUGGAAGAAAAUACAAAGUUUUCAUUGCAUAAUGAGAAUUCAGUGGAUUUGAACUCUUCUGAAAAAGCAGUUUCAUGUAAUGAAAAAUUGAUGAUUGUGGAAAAUUCUCAGGAUAUCUCUCAAAGCUCAAAAAAUAGUUUUGAUAGUCAUUUAUCUAUUGAAACAUCUGUGGAAAGUUUAAAAAUGGAAAUUUGUAAUGAUAAAAUAAUAUCAGAAGAAAAAAUGAUAGUUGAAGAAAGUAAAAGUGAAAAUCAAGAUAUGAAAGUUACGGAGGACACAAUUGAUGCAUUUAAUAAAAAAAUUGAGGAUAGGAAAAAUGUUGAAUCGAAAGUUCCAGAAGAUAAAAGUAAUGAUGUAAAAAAAAGUGACGAUAAGAGCAAAUCUAGAAAUGAUAGAGACAAGAAAGAUGAUAAAGAUAAAAGAAGCAGAAGUAAGUCAGAAAGUAAAUCAAAAAGUCACAAAGAUCAUAGGUCAAGUUCAAAACAUAGUUCUUCAAGGGAUAAAGAUAAAGAACGAAAAGAUUAUCGAAAUGGUAAAGAAAAAGACGAUUCUGAGAAAAAUAAACAGGAGAAUAAAAAUAAAGAAGGUGAUACUAAAGAAAAAAGUCAGAGGUCUAAAGACAGAAAUGAAAAAGACGAUAAAUUGAAAAGCAGUAAAGACAAGGAUAAGGCACAAAGGGAUAAGGAUAAAUCAAAGAGUGAUAAAGACAGAAGUAAACACAGUUCUAGUUCUAGUAAACAUAGUAAAUCAUUAUCUAGUUCUUCCAGAAAAGACAGCUCUUAUAAAGAGAAAGAAAGAAGUGAUGAAAAGGUAAAUGACAAAGAAUCGUCCACAAGUAAAAAUAAAGAUGUAUCAAGUAAAGAAAAAGACAAUUUAAAAACUUCUAAAGAUAAAGAUAAACCAAGAUUAAGUUCAAGCAGUAGUAGAGAUAAAGAAAAAGAUAAACAUCAUAACGACCUUAAAUCACGGUCAUCUGAUAAAUAUAAAAAAAGCAGUGACAAGAGCAAGUCAUAUCAUGACAAGAAAAGUUCGUCAAAAAAGGAAAAAGAUAAAAAAUCCGUUGAUGAUCAUUAUAGUUCUAAAGAAAAAAGAAAUGAUAGAAGAUCUACAGAUAGAGAUUCUAAUGAUGGUUCAAGUAAAAGCAGUAGACAUGAUAGCUUUACUGAUAUUCAGUUGCAAGCCAACAAAAGUAGCAGUAAGGAGUCUUCCGAGGUUUUUAGCAGUGGUAGUGGAGAAUCUAAUAAUUCUGAUGCAAUAGAAGCAACUAAAUUUGAGCAAAAUCCACAAGUUUCUGUAGAUAAAAAGAGUGAGGUUUUACAAUCUAUAAAGUAUAUUAAACCAAAAUUUGCCUCAAAUAUUCAUGAAGCAAUGAAAAUUAUGAAAAUUCGUAAACAGCUGGCCAAAUUGGAAAGAAAUAAUCAACUUUCUCUUUCUAAUAUUCAAUCAACUAGUGACGAUAAAACUGUUCCCAAUAAUUCAGCUCUAGCCUCGACAAAACCUUCAGAAUCUUUAAGCAACGAGAUUGAAACAGUAAAAUCCUCUGAUAUUCAGGCACUGAAAAGCAAAGAUUUAAGUACGAUAGACUCAACAAAACGUAAUUCAGAAUCUUUAAGAAAUAAGACUAAAACAGACGCUUUAAGUAUGAUAGAAUCAACAAAAUCUAAUUCAGAAACUCUAAUCAAUGAGACUAAAACAGAAACAACUUCCGAGGUUCAGACAUUGAAAAGCAAAGAUUUAAGCAUGGAAUCAUUUGAAGCGCUAGAAGCAAGAUUAGCUCAAGAAAUGUCAAAUGUAGACUACCACAUGUAUGGAGACGAAGAUGAUACCUUUGAAUGUAGUUCUGUUUCUAUCAGUCCAGCUAAGAAGAAAAAAGACGACGAGCCCAGUAAAUUGCUUGCUACGGAUGUCAUUUUUGAUGAUGUUGGAAGCAUAUCUAAUAUCAACUCUAAUGUUGAAAUAGGUGAAGAGAUAGAACUUCUUUCGCAACGUGACAAUAAUAUAACUGAAAAUAAUGAUAAAACCGAAUCUAUAAAACUAGCCAAUACCGAAAAUGUGACACAAGCAAGUCAAACUUUAAACCCAACAGUUUCAGUAGAUACCAAAAACAAUCUGUCAGAUAAAUUGUUAAGUAAAGAUACAGAGAACAAAGGUGCAAUAGAAUGUAGAAGUACAAAUAAAGAAAGUGUUAUUCCAAAAGAGAAUAAAUUAAAGGAUGCUCAAAAAUCAACUAAAUUUAUAGACGAUAUUCAGAAGAAUGGUAAAAAAUGUUUUAUCAAAAUAGAUAGAAUGGAUCUAGUAUGUUCAAAGAAUUCCAAGAGCAAUGAUAUUAACCAGAAAUAUCUGGAAAAUAAUAGUUUAUUAAACAAUAUACAUAAUUCUAUUAAAGGUACUUCUAGUAUUCAUAAUAACAGUACUAAGAAUGCAGAUAUUAAAGAAGACAACAUAUUUAAAGGAGAGGAUGAUAAUGCUCCUUGUUAUUACUUCAAAGAGUGCAAUUCGGAAUACAAAAAGAACAUUAGUAAUAUGGAUAAAAUAAUUAAAGGUUUAGAAAUGGUUAUUCAGAAACGGACAUUGGAAAUUCAUAACAAUAUACCCACAUUACCAAAGAGAGGUCGAAAGCGGAAAGCUCCAAAUACAGAAAACAAUAAUAAAACUCCAUAUAUUAUUCAUCAAUCAGAUCUGAAAAACAAACCACUCCAUGAAAUGAGAAAGGUGGAAAUCAAAGAGGCCUUAUACGGUUCAGGUUUGACUUUAAUUCUAGAUGUCUCCCACAAUCAGAACUUUAGUUUGCCUUUGAGUCCCGCCGAAAGUGACAAAUCGGGAGAGAUUAAGAAAGAGGAAUCUAUUACUGUUAAAACCAAAAGGACUGGCAGAGUGUCAGUGGGAAGAGCAAAUGAAAGAUACUCUAAUGAAGAUUUAUAUAAACCCCGACCAGUUUUUAACUACACAAGUUCUCGAAGAAGAGGUAGAACUGAAUAGUUUCUAGUAUAGUAGCUGAUAUAAUAUAUUAUUAAUUAAUAUUUAUGUAUAUUUUUUUAAAAGAAAUUGUAUUUUUACUCUUACAAAUAGCUUCAAGUAAUAAACAUUUUACUUAA
Sitophilus oryzae (rice weevil) is the source of this 4080-nucleotide messenger RNA. RefSeq names its product biorientation of chromosomes in cell division protein 1-like 1. The record is from RefSeq and is a predicted model, not a curated record. The transcript is spliced from 12 exons. NCBI's taxonomy places the organism in Eukaryota, Metazoa, Arthropoda, Insecta, Coleoptera, Curculionidae. The coding region runs from base 401 to 3964 and encodes 1187 amino acids.